Molecule: messenger RNA, 918 nt
Organism: Cylicostephanus goldi
Lineage: Eukaryota; Metazoa; Nematoda; Chromadorea; Rhabditida; Strongylidae
Source: the annotation of a GenBank genome assembly
AUGUUUGUCGCAUGGAUUUAUCGAUGGCUUUCACCCGCGCAACCAGGUAGAGGUGACAAUUUCACGGAGCCACGCACGAGUGCGGAUGCACUUGAUGAGGAGUCGUUGGCGUUGAAGUCGAGGUCCGCGUCAGUCGACAGUUCGGACAGCUUCCACCCAUCAUACUCGCCAGAAUUCGAUCCGGAUUUCAAAAAUGCCGUCUUCAGUUCAAAAGAGCCGCUCAAUGAUGAGAGUAAUAAAUCGAGGCCUCUUCAGUUUGGUAUUCCUGCUAUUUGCUCACGCUUUAAUUCCAUUUUAUUCGGUCCGGCAUGGACCGACUACACAGUUGAUGAUGAUCAGUCUGUAAUCAUUGCAAAUGGUCUUUUGGCACAUAAACAGUGCAAUACGACACAUGAAGACCACUCAGAUCUGGAAAACUGUGCGUGUCGUGAAAACGAUGGUUUUGCUGAGCACCAAAUUUCCGUUGUUUUUACUCCGUGCUACUCGAAUGAGUUUGAGGCAACAGUCUCUCUACCUGUAUCUUACAGCAUGCCUGAGCUGAAUAAACAAAAUGGAACCAUCAAUAACUCACUGCUUCAUACUUCGUACACAGUUUCGGUGCAAUGUGAUAGUCAAGAAGAAUUCAGCGAUUGUUAUAGUGUAGAUGAGGAGUCGUUUGUUUCGUCUAGUGAAUUUCCCUACAGUGAAAAGUCAUCUGACCCAUAUUCAAGCCCUGCUGAAGACGGCAGUACUACGUUUCUGACAAUGCCUUUACCGAAACGGUACUUAUUUCUUCAUCUAUCUGCCCUUUAUGCAAAAAAAUCCUCUGUGAACCCAUUUGGAGUUAAUUUUUCCAGUGACGUGGAGAAUACAACGCCAAAUGGUAAUACCAUCAUGAAGAAAUCGAAAACCGAGGACAACUGUUACCAAGGUUUGUAG